Molecule: messenger RNA, 1845 nt
Organism: Siniperca chuatsi (mandarin fish)
Lineage: Eukaryota; Metazoa; Chordata; Actinopteri; Centrarchiformes; Sinipercidae
Gene: hexd
Product: hexosaminidase (glycosyl hydrolase family 20, catalytic domain) containing
Exons: 12
Coding region: 158-1600 (480 amino acids)
Biological process (GO): carbohydrate metabolic process
Molecular function (GO): hexosaminidase activity
Source: RefSeq, a predicted model, not a curated record
UUUGCAUUGAAACGACGGGAAGCGGUAGACAGAGGCGUUUCUUGUGCAGAAAAAGUGAUCUGCCUCACAACAACAUCCUCCUCGCAGUGUCAGCCAUCUCUAGCAUCCCAUCUCUGGUACUUGCUUGGUCUCUACUGUCCUGUCUGUAACAGGCAGAAUGGCGUGUCCACCUUGGCCUAAAGGAAAGAAACUGGUUCACCUGGAUCUGAAAGGUGCCCCCCCCAGGCUAGAAUACCUUCACAAGCUGAUCGAGCUGUUCUCUCAGCUGGGAGUCGAUGGCCUGCUGGUGGAGUACGAGGACAUGUUUCCUUAUGAGGGGGAGCUGAAGCUGCUGCAGGCCACAGCACAGCCUGCUUACAGCCGAGAAGAGGUACUAUCUAUGCAGGAAUUUGCCAAAUCUAAGGGCAUGGAGAUCAUCCCACUGGUGCAGACAUUUGGUCACAUGGAGUUUGUGUUGAAGCAUCGGCCCAUGUGGAGCCUGAGAGAGGUGCCAUAUUGCGUGGGUACCCUGAAUCCCCACAAAGAGGAGGGGGUGAGGCUGGUGAUGGAGAUGCUGAGGCAGGUGGUGAAGAUGCAUCCGGGCCUAAACACACUGCACAUUGGAGCAGAUGAGGUGUACAUCCUCGGCGAGGGGGAGGAGUCCAAACUGUGGCUGGCCUCACCUGGACGCACAGUGGAGCAGCUUUUUCUGAGUCAUGUGACCAAAGUGGCCAAGGCCAUCAAGGAGGCGUGGCCUCACAUGACCAUCAUAAUGUGGGAUGAUAUGAUGAGAAGCAUGAGCGAGGACACACUGAAAGAUAGCGGUCUAGUGGGACUCGUCCAGCCCAUGUUGUGGGACUACACCCCUAAUCUGGAUGUGGACAAAACUGUGUCUCUGCUGGAGAAGUACUGCAGGGCUGGCAUGUCAGAUCUGUGGGCGGCCAGCUCCUUUAAAGGCUCCACCAGUGUUUACACCUGUGUGCCCAGCACACAGAGACAUGUGGAUAAUCAUUUGCAGUGGCUGAAGGUGGCUGCUUCUUUAUCUGCUGGUGUAAAGCUACAGGGCAUCGCCAUCACUGGCUGGCAAAGAUAUGACCACCUGUCGGUGCUGUGUGAGCUGAUGUCUGUGGCUCUUCCAUCACUAGCGGCCUGUCUCCAGACACUCAUCCAUGGCCAGUUGAGUGCUGAGGCUCAAAGCAAAGUAACUGAGAGACUGGGUAUUUCCUCGGUGGAGGUGGAGGCAAUGGGCAGGACUUCCGCAGGUGACUCGCUGUUCCCAGGAAGGAGGCUGGCUGAGUUAACUGUGGAGCUCAAUUCACUGUUGAACUCAGAGGACAUACGAUUGUUUGAAAACGACAUGUUUGUAAGAGGAUGGUUCAGCCCCUACCACCGACGGAAGAAGAUGGUAACCCCUCUCAUCACCAUGCAGAUUCACAGCCAAGCAUCAACGUAUUUGACUACAUUACAACAGAAGGUGGAGGCCAUUAGAGAAGAGAUGGUGCGCCUUUAUCCAAAUUCAACAGCCCAGGAGUGGAUAGAGGAACACGUCAGCCCAGUAAUGGCUCCUUUACAGAAGAUAACAGAGGAUAUCAGAGCCUGUGUGAAGGAGAUGGUGCCAUAGAAUAUUUUGCCAGCUCAGAAUCAAACUUGCUUCUUUGUUUAAUUCCGAAACUAAACUCUUAAUUUUUUGCGUGAUUUUAUGUGUAAAUUUGCGCUUACCCAAGAGCAAAGUGGUGUAUGUAAAUUGCACUAAUUAUGGCAAAGAAAGGAAAUAUUAAAAGAGGACUUUGGGUUUAUAAAAACAACUUUAUAUAAUUCCUCCAAAUGUAUCAAAGUAAACAAAGACAAUAAAAUCAACCAACAAAA